AUGGACAGUGCUGACUUAUUCGAAGAUCUUCACAGCCUAGAAGACUCUUUUUACCAAGAGGGCUACGAUGCUGGCGCUGCCGAUGGCUCACGCGCAGGGCGCAUCGAAGGUAGAGUCUUCGGCCUGGAGAAAGGCUUUGAGAAGUUCGUUGCUCUAGGCCGACUAUCUGGUCAGUCCAAAGUUUGGAUGCAAAGACUGCAUACUAUAGGCGAAGAACACUCAGGUGAAAACAAUGUGCAUGCUGCCAAUGCAGAAUUACCUUCCUUAAUGGAGAAUCCCCGACUUCGGAAACAUAUUACUACACUCAGGGAUCUGGUUGACCCAGAUACGUACGACACGCGCAACAACGAAGACGCUGUAGCCGACUUUGACAAUCGCUACAAGAGAGCGAAGGCAAAGGUGAAAGUCAUUGAAAAGAUUGUUGGUGAGGAUGUCCGAUCCCUGGAGUCUGUCGAUGACCUUGCCCGAGUCAGUAAUACCAGACCUGAUCUACGCAUUUCUAGCGAGCAAGCACAGGAGAAAAACAUGGAAGACUUUGGUCGUGAUCUCGCAAGAGCUACCGACUCGAUUUGA
Pseudovirgaria hyperparasitica is the source of this 573-nucleotide messenger RNA. Its product is annotated as DUF1715-domain-containing protein. Bases 1 to 573 code for a protein of 190 amino acids. The record is from RefSeq and is a predicted model, not a curated record. The transcript is spliced from 2 exons. Lineage: Eukaryota; Fungi; Ascomycota; Dothideomycetes; Acrospermales; Acrospermaceae.